Hipposideros armiger (great roundleaf bat) is the source of this 4661-nucleotide messenger RNA. RefSeq names its product UDP-glucose glycoprotein glucosyltransferase 2 (gene UGGT2). The record is from RefSeq and is a predicted model, not a curated record. Lineage: Eukaryota; Metazoa; Chordata; Mammalia; Chiroptera; Hipposideridae. Gene Ontology annotation, molecular function: UDP-glucose:glycoprotein glucosyltransferase activity. Gene Ontology annotation, cellular component: endoplasmic reticulum. The transcript is spliced from 38 exons. Gene Ontology annotation, biological process: ERAD pathway. The coding region runs from base 74 to 4279 and encodes 1401 amino acids.
GAGCCGGCUGUAGCGUGGCGGCUCCUGGCUUUGGUCUACCCGGCCCAUCGGCUCGCGCUUCCCUCUCUGCGCUAUGGCCAAGGCCGCCAAUGUAGUGAGGGUGCUUCUGGGCGCCACGGUGCUUUGGAUCGCGCUGCCCUGCUGCCGGACGGCCUCCGCGUCCAAGGCAGUGACGGCCCACUUGGCCGCGAAGUGGCCCGGGACCCCGCUGCUGCUGGAGGCCAGUGAAUUUAUGGCAGAAGAAAGUAAUGAAAAAUUUUGGCAGUUUUUGGACACUGUAAAAGAAUUAGCAAUUUAUAAGCAAACAGAAUCAGAGUAUUCUUAUUAUAACUUAAUCCUGAAGAAAGCUGGACAAUUCUUAGACAAUUUACAAAUCAAUCUCUUAAAGUUUGCUCUCUCUAUAAGGGCAUACUCUCCAACUAUUCAGAUGUUUCAACAGAUUGCAGCUGAUGAGCCACCACCACCAGAUGGUUGUGAUGCAUUUGUGGUUAUCCAUAAAAAACACACCUGUAAAAUUAAUGAGAUUAAAAAGCUGCUGAAGAAGGCCACUUCAAGGCCCAGACCUUAUCUUUUUAAAGGAGACCAUAAAUUUCCUACAAACAAAGAGAACUUACCAGUGGUAAUUCUCUAUGCAGAAAUGGGUACCAGAGUAUUUGGUAAAUUUCACACAGUAUUGUCUGAAAAAGCUCACAUUGGAGAAAUUCUGUAUGUUCUUCGCCAUUAUAUUCAGAAACCAGCCUCAGAGAAAAUGUACUUAUCUGGCUACGGUGUGGAGCUAGCAAUUAAGAGUACGGAAUACAAAGCAUUGGAUGAUACCCAAAUUAAAACCAUAACUAAUAGUACUGUAGAAGAUGAGACUGAAACAAAUGAAGUUCAAGGAUUUCUCUUUGGGAAACUAAAAGAAAGAUACUCAGAUCUUAGAGAUAAUCUGACAGCAUUCCAAAAAUACCUGAUUGAGAGUAACAAAGAAAUGAUGCCUUUGAAAGUCUGGGAACUACAAGAUCUUAGUUUUCAAGCAGCUUCUCAAAUAAUGUCCACUCCAGUUUAUGAUGCCAUAAAGUUAAUGAAAGACAUCUCACAGAACUUCCCCAUAAAAGCCAGAUCUCUGACCAGAAUUGCUGUAAAUCAACAUCUGAGGAAGGAAAUACAGGAAAAUCAAAAGGAUCUUCACAAUAGGUUUGAAAUUCAGCCAGGUGAUGCUUGUCUAUAUAUAAAUGGACUUCGUGUUGAUAUGGACGAUUAUGAUCCUUUUAGUAUUUUGGAUAUGCUGAAACUAGAAGGAAAAAUGAUGAAUGGCCUUCGCAAUCUUGGGAUCAACAGAGAAGAUAUGAGCAAAUUUUUAAAAUUAAAUGCGCAUGUUUGGGAAAAUAGUUAUGUUUUAGAUAUUAGGCACUCUUCAAUAAUGUGGAUUAAUGACUUAGAAAGUGAUGAUUUGUAUGUUAUGUGGCCUACAAGUUGCCAGGAACUUCUGAAACCAGUAUUACCUGGAAGUAUACCUUCCAUAAGGCGUAAUUUUCAUAAUUUGGUUCUGUUUAUUGAUCCUGCUCAAGAAUAUACUGUGGAUUUUAUAGAACUUGCUGAACUUUUCUAUUAUCAUAAAAUUCCUCUUAGAAUUGGUUUUGUGUUCAUUGUUAAUACAGAUGAUGAAGUUGAUGGAACCAAUGAUGCUGGAGUUGCUCUUUGGCGAGCUUUCAACUAUAUUGCAGAAGAAUAUGAUGUUUCACAAGCAUUUAUUUCCAUGGCAUAUAUGUACCAAAAAGUGAAGACUCAAAAUACACUCACUGUGGAUAAUGUGAAGAGUGUUCUCCAAAAUGAAUUUCCUCACGUUAAUAUAUGGGAUAUUUUGGGAAUUCAUUCUAGAUAUGAUAAUGAAAGAAAGGCAGGAGCAAAUUUUUAUAAGAUGAGUGGCCUGGGUCCUUUGCCUCAAGCUCUUUAUAAUGGUGAAUCCUUUGAUGUUGAAGAUGUGACUAUUAAAGAACUAGAAAUGGCUGUGCUUCAAAAAAUGAUGGACAUGACCAUAUAUUUACAAGAGGAAGUUUUUAUGGGCACAUUAAAUGAUCGAACAAAUGCAGUUGAUUUCCUUAUGGAUAAAAAUAAUGUUAUACCCCAUAUAAAUCCUUUGAUUUUUCACGCUGAAUGGCAGUACCUUAAUUUAAUAUCUACAUCAGUGACUGCCGAUGUUGAAGAUUUCUCUACUUUCUUUUUCUUGGAUUCACAAGAUAAGAGUGCUGUGAUUGCAGACAACAUGCAUUAUUUAACCCAAGAAGAUGACAAUGUAAUUUCCUCAGUAACUCUCUGGAUUAUUGCUGAUUUUGACCAGCCAUCUGGGAGAAAACUGCUUUUGAACGCAUUAAAGCACAUGAAAACAAGUUUUCGUAGUCGGUUGGGAGUUAUUUAUAAUCCUACAUCAAAAAUAAAUGAAGAGAACACAGCUAUUUCUAGAGGAAUUUUGGCAGCUUUUCUUACACAGAAAAACAGCUCUUUGAGAAACUUUCUCAGUACACUGGCAAAGGAAGAAACUGCUACAGCUAUUUACUCUGGAGAUAAAAUUAAAACAUUCCUUACUAAGGGGAUGGAUAAGAAUGCUUUUGAGAAGAAAUAUAAUACUGUUGGAGUGAAUAUUUUUCUAACUCACCAGAUGUUCUGUCAAGAUGUACUUAAAUUGCAUCCUGGAGAAAUCGGUAUUGUCAGCAAUGGGAAAUUUUUAGGACCUUUAGAUGAAAAUUUCUAUGCAGAAGAUUUCUACAUUUUGGAAAAGAUAACAUUUACUGAUUUAGUAGAAGAAAUUGAAGACAUUGUUGAAAAUAUGGCAAUCAACUCAAAGGACAUGAGUGACCUUGUUAUGAAAGUUGAUGCCCUUGUUUCCUCUUUGCCUAAACGUGGAACGCGGUAUGAUGUCACAUUUCUUAAAGAGAAUCAUAGCAUUAUAAAGAUAAAUCCUCAAGAGAAUGAUAUGUUCUUUGAUGUUAUUGCUAUUGUUGAUCCAUUGACAAGAGAAGCACAAAAGAUGGCACAGCUAUUGAUUGGUCUGCAGUUUACUCUCGGCACAAAAAAUCAACCUGUUGCAGUUGAUACAAUAGUGAUGGCCAAUCUUGGAUAUUUUCAAUUAAAAGCAAACCCAGGUGCUUGGAUACUGAAAUUACGCCAAGGAAAAUCUGAAGAUAUUUAUCAAAUAGUUGGGCAUGAAGGAACUGACUCUGAUCCAGACCUAGGAGAUGUCACUGUUGUGAUCAACAGCUUCAGAAGCAAAAUACUGGAAAUACAAGUGCAGAAAAAGCCAGACAAAAUUAAAGAAGAUAGCCUUAAUGACAAAGGUGAAAAAAAGGGACUGUGGGAUUCCAUUAGAAGUUUCACAAGAAGUUUGCAUAAAGAAAAAGACAAGGAUACAGACAUUCUGAAUAUUUUUUCAGUUGCUUCUGGCCAUUUAUAUGAACGCUUUUUAAGAAUCAUGAUGCUCUCUGUGUUACAUAACACCAAAACACCAGUGAAAUUCUGGUUCCUAAAAAAUUAUCUCUCACCAACAUUUAAAGAGGUAAUUCCCCACAUGGCUAAGGAAUAUGGAUUCCAAUAUGAACUAGUCCAAUAUAGGUGGCCCCGUUGGCUUCACCAGCAGACUGAAAAACAAAGGAUUAUUUGGGGUUACAAAAUUCUUUUCCUUGAUGUCCUUUUUCCUCUAGCAGUGGACAAAAUCAUUUUUGUUGAUGCUGACCAGGUUGUGAGACAUGAUCUGAAAGACCUUCGAGAUUUCGAUCUGGGUGGCGCUCCUUAUGGAUAUACUCCGUUCUGUGAUAGCCGCACUGAAAUGGAUGGCUAUCGCUUCUGGAAGACAGGGUAUUGGGCAUCGCAUCUUUUAAAAAGGAAAUACCAUAUCAGCGCCUUAUACGUGGUGGAUCUCAAGAAGUUCAGGAGAAUCGCAGCAGGCGACAGGCUCCGGGGUCAGUACCAAACUCUCAGUCAAGAUCCAAACAGCCUUUCCAACCUGGAUCAGGAUCUGCCUAAUAAUAUGAUUCACCAAGUUGCCAUUAAGUCUCUUCCUCAAGACUGGCUGUGGUGUGAAACCUGGUGUGAUGAUGAAUCCAAACAAAGAGCCAAAACAAUCGACCUGUGGUUUCGUACUCACCCAAGUACAGAUCUCAAUGGGUGUCCUAUCAAACCCAAACUAAAAGCUGCUGCCAGGAUUGUCCCAGAAUGGGUGGAAUAUGAUACUGAGAUACGACAACUGUUAGAGCACCUUGAAAACAAGAAGAAAAAUGCAAUUUUGACACAUGAUGAACUCUAGCACUGGACUUUAUAAGAAGAUAAAAAUGACAAGAAAUCUGCCACCUGCUGGGGAAGUGUGGAACUACUACUAAGACUUUUGGAAGUUUCAUUCAAGAUCAGUGGAAUAUUCUUCAAUUUAAAAAAUAUUAUUUAAAAAUACAUGUACCUAAUGUAUUGAAUGAGUUUAAGUUAUAUAAUAAAUGACCACUGAGUAUUUAAAACUAGAUUUUUCAUUUUUCCUGAUAGCUUAAAACACUGGGUUUUCACCAGUGAAAGAUAUUUUGCCAGGAAACCCAAAAGGAGAACAUAUCUUUGUGUAUUCCACCUCUGUGUGCAUCCACAUUUUCUUAUUCACAAAAUGCAUUUAAAAUUAGAGAAGUGUAUUUUGUUGUUUCUUCUGA